AUGGAAAAUAAAUUUGUUCUUCGUCGUGCUGAUAUGAAUGAUGUUGACUCAUUAUCAAAACUUUGUGAACAAACAUAUCAUGAAACAUUUGUGGAACAUUUCGGUAUAAAUUAUCCGGAAAAAGAUCUCAAUUCUUAUUCUCGUUCAUCUGCUAGUCCAGAAUGGUUUUCUCAACAAAUCCUUGAUCAAAGUCGAGCUGUAUGGGUGAUAGAAGAUAAUACUAAUGGUGAACUUAUCGCUUAUGCUGUUGCCGGUCCUGCUGAUCAAAAGGAUAUUCCUCAUGAUGAUCUUUGUUCAAAUGUAGAUGGAGCAGUUAAUUGUUUCUUUGUUCGACGUGAUUAUCAAUCUCAUGGAUUUGGGAGAGAAUUAAUGAAUAUCAUUUUACCUUGGUUAGAAGAACAUUAUCCACACAGACCUAUAUGGCUCAAUGUAUGGUCAGGAAACAUCAAAGCACAACGAUUUUAUACACAUUAUGGUUUUAUUAAAAUUGGUGAAGCUGAAUUUUCAGUUGGAGAACGGAAAGAUCAUGAUUUUAUUAUGAAACGUCAAGCUAAUCAACUCUAA
This is a messenger RNA of Rotaria sp. Silwood1, 564 nucleotides long. Lineage: Eukaryota; Metazoa; Rotifera; Eurotatoria; Philodinida; Philodinidae. The record is from the annotation of a GenBank genome assembly.